AUGACAAGAGUAUUUCAGAAUUCUCUACUGCAGGCCAAAACGCGUUAUCAACUGUUGGCCACAGUGAUCGUGAACAUCAUUACCUUUGGACAUGGCGUUGGUGUUGGUUGGCUGUCGCCGACUUUAUCGAGGAUCCAAGCCCCCGAUUCGCCCCUGGACUUUGCAGUCAACAUCGACGAGAUAUCCUGGCUGGGUUCAAUGAUCGGACUUGGAAACUUAGCUGGAAAUCUGGCCAUUGCCUUUCUUUUGGAACGGACGGGGAGAAAGUUUUGCAUUUAUCUUCUGGCCGGACCAUAUGCAUGUCUGUGGAUUCUCGUAUACUGCGCCUCCAACGUGGGCUAUCUCUAUACAGCGCGAUUCCUGUGCGGGUUCACUGGAGGCGCAUUGUAUAUAGUAGUUCCCAUUUUCAUCAGUGAAGUCGCCGAUCCCAGCAUUCGAGGAGCCCUUAGUUCCGUGAUGAUGAUGUAUUUCAACUUUGGAGUAUUGGCUGGCUAUACAAUGAGCACGUAUCUGCCAUAUCAUGUCGUACCCAUCGUGGGUAUUAUGCUGCCGAUUGCCUAUUUUUUCGCAAGUCUUAUGCUCCCUGAAACGGCGCCAUAUCUCCUGAAGCGGAGCCAAUUGAAUGCAGCUGAGAAAUCCUUCAGAUACUAUACAAAUCAACAGGGAGGAGUAACGUCCAAGGCACAAUUUGAAGAUCUUCGAUCAGCGGUCCUUCUUCAGCAGUCGCAGUCCACAUCUCAUCUGAGUUAUAAAGACUUGAUUACCAAGCCUGCCCUCAAGGCGUUUGGUGCCGCUGCUGUCCUGUGCGCGGGACUUGAGCUCAGCAACGUUUAUAGCUUCAUCAACUACAUGUCUGAUAUUUUCACCUCAUCUGGAUCGGUGCUGGACGUCAACACCUGUACGAUCAUCAUCGGAGUAGUGCAAAUUAUUGGAGUCUAUACCUCGACCAUAUUCGUGGACAUCGUUGGACGACGGCUCCUCAUGCUGAUCUCUACCCUAGGCGUGGGCAUAGGAUGCAUCGCCUUUGGGUGCUUUACCCACUUUGCGGAGCACUACGAUCUCAGCCAGUUCAAUUGGCUUCCACUGGCACUGAUGAUUCUCAUAAUUUACUUUGCCAACAUUGGGAUAAAUUCGCUAUUUUGCCUUGUGAUGGUGGAACUUUUUCCAUCGAAGAUACGCUCUUUGGCUACCUCGAUGUCAUUGAUAUGGAUGAGUCUCUUGAUCUUUUGCACUUUGAAAUUGUUCCCUUAUUUGAUGCACAAUUGGGGCAUAUCGAUUACCAUGUGGUUCUCAGCCACUUGGAGCCUGCUGACUUUUAUUUAUUUCUUGCUGUUCUUGCCGGAAACUAAGGGAAAAUCCAUGAUUGAAGAUUAA
Drosophila persimilis is the source of this 1374-nucleotide messenger RNA. RefSeq names its product facilitated trehalose transporter Tret1. Gene Ontology annotation, cellular component: membrane. NCBI's taxonomy places the organism in Eukaryota, Metazoa, Arthropoda, Insecta, Diptera, Drosophilidae. Gene Ontology annotation, molecular function: sugar transmembrane transporter activity. The record is from RefSeq and is a predicted model, not a curated record. The coding region runs from base 1 to 1374 and encodes 457 amino acids. Gene Ontology annotation, biological process: carbohydrate transport; transmembrane transport. The transcript is spliced from 6 exons.